Messenger RNA from Baudoinia panamericana UAMH 10762, 302 nucleotides. RefSeq lists its product as uncharacterized. NCBI's taxonomy places the organism in Eukaryota, Fungi, Ascomycota, Dothideomycetes, Mycosphaerellales, Teratosphaeriaceae. The record is from RefSeq and is a predicted model, not a curated record. The coding region runs from base 43 to 300 and encodes 85 amino acids. The transcript has a single exon.
GUACUGUAUGAGCAUGAACGUUGCCAUUUGGUCUCGACACUGAUGCUCGUUCACUGGCUCAAAUGGCUCGGAGGAAAUGUCCAGGAGGCAGGAUAUCUCGACCACAACAAUGCAGGUCAUUCACCAGCUAAUUCAUGGAUCGAAGUCGGACUGUCGGACGCAUGCCAAAUCCUUCUCGCGUGGCGCGCGCCAACGACGCCACAACUGCAAGCGCGCUUUUUGGCUCUCGGCUCGAUGUGUAGGAUCCGGAGAAGACGUUACCCAAGUGGAAUGGCAGGUAACUGUCAAAACGAGAGCUGACG